This is a messenger RNA of Plenodomus lingam JN3, 1845 nucleotides long. The record is from RefSeq and is a predicted model, not a curated record. Lineage: Eukaryota; Fungi; Ascomycota; Dothideomycetes; Pleosporales; Leptosphaeriaceae.
AUGGCCAAGAGGCAGCCCAAGGAAUGCGGUGUGUUGUGGGUGAGUAUCUACACAGUAGUACAGACAGAGAGUACCGAGUGUGCCGACGGUGGACCAUGCCGAUCCGAGCUGCUGUGCGAGAGCGAGAGAGAGAGAGAGAGAGAGAGAGAGAGAGAGAGAGAGCGAGCGAGGCUAGAGCUAGGUAGCGGCUACAGGCGGCAGGGCGAUUCGGUCGUACAGAAGCCGGCAAGGUCAAGGACGGGUAGAGGAGGCGGAAGUGGGCGGGCAUGCGGAAGUAUGCGGUCGGGUGGGCAGAAGAGGCUGCAAGCUGCAAAAGGCCCCACCACAGCUGUCAACCAACAAGUGCACUUUCAAGGUUUUCCCAUCCACCCACGGGCUUUGCAGGUACGCAGAGGUCAUUGGCCCAGGUGGACGGUCAAGUGCAAGUGGUGGCUACUACCCACCCUCCUCUGCCCCUCGUUCCUUCUUCCAAGCCUUGUCUUCCUCAAUCCCCCGCCAGACCCUGGCCAGAUCCGCUUGCAGAAAAAACAUCAGCCAUCCUCGCCCUUCCGCCAACGCAGUCUCCCUCCUUCCCUCCCUACCUACCCACCCACCUUUACACUUUCACCACCCCCCGUCCACCAGAAGCCACCGUCCGACGUCAUGUCCUCCUCACACCCUACCCUCACCACCACCUACCGCUCUCGUGCCAAUCUCCCCUCCACCACUCCCCUGGCUUCCUACCUGCUCAGCCUAAUCUCCAUCAAAAAGACAAACCUCUGCCUCUCCGCCGACGUCGACACCACCGCCGAACUACUGCAACUGGCCGAGGAUGUCGGUGACUCCAUCUGCCUCCUCAAAACACACUGCGACAUUGUCUCCGACUGGUCCGACCGGUCCGCCCAGGCGCUCAAGGAAAUCGCAAGGCGGAAACGCUUCCUGAUCUUCGAAGAUCGCAAGUUUGCAGACAUUGGUGAGACGGUCCAAAAGCAAUACACCUCCGGCCACCAUCGCAUCGCCCUCUGGGCCGAAAUCACAAACGCACACGUCCUCCCUGGCCCGGCCAUUGUGACGGCCCUCGAGAAGGCUGCAGACGCCACCAUUGCCAGAUACAACACAGCCGUACACACUGAAAUCUCCGCCGCUCCACGCCAAGGCCAAUGGAACAGCGAAUCCGACGAGGAAGAAGGGGACGACGAGGACGAGGACAGGGACGAGGAGCCACCUGCCGCCGCCGCCGCCGCCGCCGCCGCUGCUGCGCUCGAGUCACCCUCGAUUGAAAUAGAUGGCGACGAGAGGCGAUUGAGCAUCAAGCCAAUGGACAGAAAACAGAGUGUGGUCAGCGUCACGACGUCGAUCUCGAUGCGAUCAGAAAGCAUCUCACCUCGCCCAGAACAGGAUGCACAGGGCCAGGACCUCUUCAACCUCGACACGGCCACCGAUCUCCUCCGCCUCGGUGAGGUGCCUUUUCUCCGCUCCUUGCUCCUACUGGCCGAAAUGAGUUCAGAAGGCCACCUGAUGACGCCGGAAUACCAAAAAGAGACGGUCAAGAUUGCGCGGAACCACAGCGAGUUUGUCAUGGGCUUCAUCGCCCAGAGGAGUCUGAACACGGAGCCCAACGACAACUUCAUCACCAUGACCCCUGGCUGCCAACUGCCGCCUCCAGGUCAGGAAGGCAAGAAGCUGGGCGACAAUCUUGGUCAGCAGUACAACACACCCCACAAGCUCAUUUACGAGCAAGGCUGCGACAUCAUCAUUGUCGGACGAGGCAUUGUGCGCGCGCAAGAUCGCAAGUCGGAAGCCGAGCGCUACAAGAAGGCGGCCUGGGCAGCGUACGAGGAACGCAUCCAACAGAGUUUGCCAUGA